Molecule: messenger RNA, 2965 nt
Organism: Anastrepha obliqua
Lineage: Eukaryota; Metazoa; Arthropoda; Insecta; Diptera; Tephritidae
Exons: 11
Coding region: 391-2478 (695 amino acids)
Biological process (GO): nucleoside metabolic process; regulation of apoptotic process
Molecular function (GO): protein binding; catalytic activity
Source: RefSeq, a predicted model, not a curated record
AAAAAAAACAAAAAAUAAAUAAAACAUAAGUGCAAAAAAAGUAAAUCCACCAUAAACGACAAAACCGGUUAUCGAAUAGCAGAUACUAAACAUUGUGCAGAAAGAUAAACUAAUAAACAACACUAAGAAAGCAGCUUCAGAAAUAGGUCGUCAGUACAAAGAAAGGUCAAAACAAUAGGAUACGAAAAGUUUGAGGCAUUUUCGAAGUUUUGAAUAUAUUAAAUUCAGCCAAGGUUGCACAUCCAAGUGGAAUAUCGAAAUUGGUAUCUAUAUAGUGGUACGAGUAUUCACAGGCAAAUAAAUAGAAUAACAAAGGGGAAAAUCAGAAUAUCAAUAUAAACAUAAAGGUGGGCACACACACACAAACACACCCGCCAACAACAGCCAAUCAUGUCAGCUCGAAGUCAUCCACAAAUGGCACCACCGCCACCACCUCCCAAACCAAACAAAUCCCCCACCAAUCCCACAUCAUACGAAACCUAUGCAGCAAAUGGCAACGGCAUUUUCGCGUAUGGCAACGGAAAUGGUAAUGGGAGCGCUAGUGGCAGUCGCAGUGGCAGCAUAUCCUCGUUGACAGACAAUCAGAAUAGCUUACUGCGCCACAAUCAGAACGUCAAUGGCCGUAGGUCGUGUCACACGCCACCGCGCACUGAUCAAGAGCAAGUCGUAAUGACGCCCAAAGGUAAAACAGCCAACAGUACGGUUAUACUGAUCGAACGUAAGCUGGUGGAUGAGAUAAAUGAGCGCGUCCAUGUGGCGGGUGGUGAUCACACGGGCAUUAUAAUAAAUAAAGAUACUGUGAGCGGACAGAAGAGUGAAAAUGUGCCGGCACAACUGUCGCUGGAAUUUCGUGUAUUUCUGGUGAGCGCCAAUAGCGGCAAACAUUCACAGGAAUCGCGUACACUGCGCUUCUGGUUCCGACAAUGGUUGCGCAACGACGAGAAGCAGGCACAAAUUGCACAGGAUUUCUUCAAGGAGCUGGUCAGUCCGAAGGAUUUCCCAAGAGAUUACGUUGGCUUCAUUAAAAAAAUCAUGAAACUACUGCAGCGCGGCUACGAUGAGAUACAAUCGUUGGAAAUCGAAUUGCGUAUACUGGAGGAAACGGCAGAGCCACCAUCACGACCGCCUCGCGACGGUUACAUUAUUUAUUGUUAUGGUGAUUGUAAUCGCAAAUUCGAGGAGGCUCUACAGGCGCAGCGUAAAACAGUUUCGUUGGAGGAGUCACAAAUUGAGUCGCCACCAUUGACGCCGGAAAAGGUGCUCGAAUUAAUUGAACAGGCCUAUCCAAAUCCGGUCACACCAGAAGAUUUAUCUAAAGAUUAUGGCUGGGAGGAGGAAGAUGUACUAUUGGUAUUCAUGUCACUUAAGGAGCGUGGACUUAUCAAGUCGAUGGAAUACAAUUCAUACACAAGAAUACAUCAUGAAGACAAAGAAAUUAAGGUUGUUAAACAAAUGCCCACAAUCGCUUCGAAUAAACAACCCACCAUUGCCAUUAUAACGGCGCAAUAUUGUGAGAAACUUGCAGUGGAUGCCAUGUUGGAAAACAAGGAAACAUUUGUGCGCUAUACUACAGUCGACUCCGAUCCCAAUUUAACAAACACACUCAGAAAAUCUAAAAAGAGAAGAAGAUUCGGCGAAUCGAAUGUCUACACCUUGGGCAACAUUGGCGCUCAUCGCAUCGUCAGCACGAAAUUACCUUCGGUUGGCAGCACCCGCGAAGCUAUGACCGCUACAGGCAAUACAACGACACGUUUACUUGGCACAUUCCAGAAGGUCGACUACGUAUUCAUAGUGGGCGUGGCCGGUGGUGUGCCACAUUAUACGGAUUUCAAAAAGCAUGUACGUCUAGGUGAUGUGGUCAUUUCGUAUGUGGAUAAACAGCGUGCGCUAUUGAGCAAAAAUGAGAAACCCUACGUUUAUGUCUACAAGAGUGGUGAAGAUGUGAAGACCUAUUUCCCGAUCAAUGACUCCCUGCAGCAAAUCGCUGAAGGCUUGCAGGCCAACAUGGAAGUAAAGCGUCCGUGGGAUACUUAUCUGCGCGAAGGAUUGUCAUCGCUGAUGCAGAAAACAGAAAGUGACUUUAAUCGCCCUGCCGCCAACACAGAUAAGCUUUUCAUGAAUAUCGGCAACAAUGAGGUAAUCGAGGUGGCACAUCCGAUCGCCACCGACACCGUCGACGGUGUGCCACGGUCCCGCUUACAUCUUGGGCCCAUUGGGUCGGGCCGUGAUCUGGUGCGUAGCGAUAAUUCGCGCAUGGAUUUCGCAAAGAAAUAUGGUUUGCUCGCCACAGAUGUGGAAAUGAGUUCAGUGCUGGACAGCAUUAUCGGCAAUUGCAGAGAGAGCUUCAUAUUGGUGAAAGGUAUUUCCGACUACAAGGAUGGCAUGUCGACACGAAAAUGGCAGAAUUUUGCUUCGCUGGCGGCCGCAGCUGUGGUGAAAUCGGUGAUUUGUGGCAUGGAUGCGCCCACAAAUGUUUAAUUAGCAAGCAUUUAAAAAUAUUUUAUUAUUACAUAAAUAUUAUUACUAUAGCGCAAAGUAAAUUAUUUUAAAGCUAUGCACGGCUAUGCAUAACAGCUAAUUGUGUAAAUGUUAAGAAAAAAAGAAAAGUGAACGCAUUUAGAUUUCUUUAUACUGACAAUGAGACAUAAAUACAUAUAUACGACAAAUAUUAAUCCCUACAUACAAUCACAAUAAAAAAUAUCUGCAAGAAUACCGAUUUAUACUAAAUAACUCUUUGAGAUUUACUAAAGUUACAAACCAAAAAAUAGAAGCCUUUUGCUGAAGCACAUUUCUUAUUAUUUAUUUUAACUUUUUUUGUGGAAAGUAAUUUUUCCAUAUGUCUUUAUUGCAAUUUAUGUUCAUAAUCGGAGUUUUGAUAAGAUGAUGAAAAAUGGUAAUAAAAUUGUGUCCUUGUUUUUUGUAAUGAUUUUUGUUAUAUUCUAUUGAAUUGUUAAUUUUUGUAUUG